AUGGUCUCUAUGAAAGCUCCUUCAAGUCUCAUUUGGUUGAGGCGGAUCGUAUCCAGAGUCCAGACUCUUGAACGCACCAUAGAUAAAAUGGAACAACAAUCGCGAAUGAAUAACAUAGAAAUAUGCAACAUGCCUGAGAAGCGCGGCGAAAACUUAAUUAGUAUUAUCAGCGACAUAGGAACCGCUAUAAAAUUUACUUUUACGCCCAGUGACAUUGUCUCAAUACAUCGUGUACCACACGCCGACCCCAGCUGUAUUCGCCCGAAAAACAUAAUAGUGCGUUUUACCUCAGUUAUACUACGUGACAAUAUAUUGGCUGCAUUUCGCCUUGCGAAAGGACUCAAUACUUCACAAAUAAACAUUACUGGGUCUCUGCAAAAAAUAUAUCUGAACGAGCAUUUAACACUUAAAAACAAGCUGUUACUACGACAGACUCGCGAAGCAGCCGCGAAGCAUAGCUUUAAGUAUGUAUGGGUUCGACAUGCCACUAUAUUGGUGCGCAAAGAUGACACUUCACCAAUAAUAGCUAUACGAGCUGCCCAUGAGCUGAGUAAGAUAUCGCCGAGUAGUUCCUGACCAACAUGGAUCAAGAUUUUUCACUAAACUAAAUACGUGUUGUGUUUUUUCCGUUAUGGUAAUCAUAUACCAGUGCUGCAGGCAUAUAAUAACUACCUAUUUAAUAUUAAAGUCGCAAAAUUUGCGCGUGGGCAUUCCAUUAUUUUCGUUUAAAUCUAUCCUAUACAACAAAAUACGUAAGUACCUAAUAGUAAUGAGCAAGGGUGUUAACUUAUCAGAGAUCAUUAUCUUAUUGCAUUACAAUGUUACAUUAUUUGUCCGUUUUAAACACUCCGUCUAUAAACACAUUUAUAUUAUACUUCUAUGCAAUAAUGGAUAGUGUUUUCUCAGUUUAC
Messenger RNA from Cydia pomonella (codling moth), 911 nucleotides. RefSeq lists its product as uncharacterized. The record is from RefSeq and is a predicted model, not a curated record. The transcript has 2 exons. The coding region runs from base 1 to 576 and encodes 191 amino acids. NCBI's taxonomy places the organism in Eukaryota, Metazoa, Arthropoda, Insecta, Lepidoptera, Tortricidae.